This is a messenger RNA of Lepisosteus oculatus (spotted gar), 10718 nucleotides long. It is a transcript of the gene dennd4a, whose product is annotated as DENN/MADD domain containing 4A. NCBI's taxonomy places the organism in Eukaryota, Metazoa, Chordata, Actinopteri, Semionotiformes, Lepisosteidae. The record is from RefSeq and is a predicted model, not a curated record. Gene Ontology annotation, biological process: regulation of Rab protein signal transduction. Gene Ontology annotation, molecular function: protein binding. Gene Ontology annotation, cellular component: ESCRT I complex; cytoplasmic vesicle.
CCAUCACAACCAAGAUGGCGAACAGAGGAGUCGGUUCGCCUUUAAGAUGAGCUGGAAUUAAUUAGGCGGCAUCGAACUGAAAAUAAACAAUCCAGUGAAUGUAUGGAAAAAACCCGAUAAUGAAACAUCAGUGGAGUCAAACCUCUCUCACUACCUAAGAGGAUACGAGACCUUGUUUUUCCCGGUGAUAGAGAGCUGGGAAGAUUAGGUGAAAGCAAAAGCAGAACAACUUCAGCCCUGGGAAAAAAGGAUGUAAUCAAAACACAGUGGCUUAGAAGUGGAAAGCAGAAAAUAUAGAUGGAAAGCACCUGCCUGCAUGGGGAUUUCAGAGGCCUUCAGAGAAUAAGCCCUCUUUAGACGGGUUUUCUGGGAGGAAUUGUAAAAUCGACCAGGUGCAGAAGAGGCUCCAGAGAUGCGGUUUCCUGGUGACUGGGCUUGGCUGGGCUCCCCAGAGUGGUUCUUCCAUCCCCUGCCUGUUCUCCUCAGCCUGCAAUGAAACCCCUGUACCAGCUCAACAAUAAAACACUAAAGAUGUGACGGUAGUUCUCAUUACUACCAAUUAACCCGACGUCUCUGACACCUUUUCAUUUGGAAGUAAUGGAGAUAGACCCUGCUGGGAUGGAAGAUGAUGGAAGACAAAGGCCCUCGUGUUGCCGACUACUUUGUGGUAGCUGGCUUGACAGACUCGUCCACACCUCUGGAGGAGGAGCUUCACUUCAAUGACAUCUGCCACAAGACAGCAAAGCCCAAGGCCCCCAUAACUGAUGUUGCUGUUAUCAUCCGCUCGCUGGGCGAGGAGGUACCCCAGGGGUACACCUGUGUGGCCACCACGCCCUCCGGCCUCUCUGCUGACCUCAACAAUGGCAGCCUAAUGGGUCCCCAGAUAUUUCUGUGCUACAGGAGGGGCCGGGACAAGCCUCCUCUCACUGACCUUGGGGUCCUGUACGAGUGGAAGGAGAGGCUGAAACAGGGCUGCCAGAUCAUCCAGACCACGCCCUCAGGCCGCCCUGCCAACAUCAGCAGCACAUCAUCCCAGAGAAUAUAUGUCACGUACCGCCGAGCCCCUGAUAGCCUGUCCCACACCUCCCUCGCCGUCACCGACAUCUGCAUCAUCAUCCCUGGCAAAGGGGAGACGCCCCCACACACGUUUUGCAAAGUGGACAAGAACCUCAACAGCAGCAUGUGGGGUUCAUCAGUCUAUCUUUGUUACAAGAAAUCAGUGGCGAAAACCAACACCAUUGCAUACAAAGCAGGUCUCCUAUGCAGGUACCCGGAAGAGGAUUACGAAUCAUUUCCUUUGCCAGAGUCCGUGCCUCUGUUCUGCCUGCCUAUGGGCGCCACCAUCGAGUGCUGGCCCUCUCAGACCAAAUACUCCCUGCCCGUCUUUUCCACCUUUGUACUGACAGGUGCCUCGGGGGAAAAGGUGUAUGGUGCAGCCAUUCAAUUUUAUGAAUCCUAUCCUCAAGAGAAACUGACAGACAAGCAGCGGACACAGCUGAGCCUUUCAAACACCACCCGUAAAUCCAUCGUUUCGAAGGCUGUACACACCAACAAGUGCAUCUGUCUGCUGUCCCACUGGCCCUUCUUCGAUGCCUUCAGGAAGUUCCUCACAUUCCUUUACCGCUACUCAAUUUCUGGACCCCAUGUGUUGCCUAUUGAAAAGCACAUAUCUCAUUUCAUGCAUAAAGUACCUUUCCCAUCAUCUCAGAGACCCAGGAUUCUAGUGCAGCUGUCCCCACACGAUAGCCUGAUGCUGAGCCAGCCUGUUUCAUCACCUUUACCACUUAGUGGAGGCCGAUUCUCCACUUUGCUGCAGAACUUGGGUCCUGAAAAUGCCGUCACACUGCUGGUCUUUGCUGUCACUGAGCAUAAAAUCCUGGUGCACUCGCUACGGCCAGCUGUGCUGACCAGCGUGACUGAGGCCCUCGUUUCCAUGAUAUUCCCUUUCCACUGGCCUUGCCCAUACAUCCCACUGUGCCCUCUGUCACUAGCAGAUGUGCUGAGCGCCCCAUGCCCCUUCAUCGUAGGGGUGGACUCUCGGUAUUUUGAUCUGUAUGAUCCCCCUCCUGAUGUCAGCUGUGUGGACCUGGACACUAACACCAUCUCACAUACUGAAGAUAAGAGGGCUUUGACAUGGAAAAUCCUGCCAAAGAAAGCCUGCAAAAACCUGAUGAAUGUCCUGAAUAAUCUCUACCAACAACUGGCAGAAGCCCAACAGAGACCCAGAGAGGAUGGGCUGAUGGAGCUAACUAUGAGCGACUAUGACUUCAACUCUGGGAAGACUCUGCAGACUCUGGAAAUGGAGAUCCAGGAAGCCUUUCUGCGAUUCAUGGCUUCUAUUUUAAAGGGUUAUCGCUCCUACCUGCGGCCCAUCACACAGGCACCCUCUGAGAAGGCCACUGACGCUAGCUCCCUCUUUGACCUGCAAGGGUUCCUGAAGAGCCGUGAUCGCUCCCAUCAGAAGUUUUACUCCCUCAUGACCAAGACGCAGAUGUUCAUCCGGUUUAUAGAAGAGUGCUCCUUUGUCAGUGACAAGGAUGCCAGUUUGGCUUUCUUUGAUGACUGCGUUGAUAAACUGUUCAGCACAGAACGCAGUGCAGAUAAAGCAACCAAGGUGGACAGUGAUCGUCAGGAGGAGACGCGUCUAAUCGAACUGGAUGAGUCACACCGCAGUGAGCACACUGUGUUCAUCACCCCCCCAGAGCUUCCCCCUCUGCCUGAGGGAGAGGAGUAUCCCCUGCAGUAUAGUUACAAUGGUUUUCCUGUGCUGAGCCUUGAGCUUCUUGACCGUCCAGAGGGGCUGCGGAUCCCCACAACCCGACUAACUUCACGACCCAGCUGCCCAACCAGUCCAGCACCCAUGUUCCGCCGGACCAAGCAGGAAAUUAAAUCAGCGCACAAGAUUGCCAAGAGGUAUUCGUCAAUUCCCCAGAUGUGGUCUAAGUGCCUGCUGCGGCACUGUUAUGGCCUGUGGUUUAUCUGCCUGCCCGCCUAUGUAAAGGUUUGCCACUCAAAGGUGCGCGCUCUCCGCACUGCCUACGACGUGCUGAGGAAGAUGCAGAUGAAGAAGCUACAGCCCCCUGAUGAGGUGUGCUAUCGUGUUCUGAUGCAGCUCUGUGGACAGUAUGGCCAGCCUGUGUUAGCAGUCCGAGUUCUCUUUGAAAUGAAGAAGGCUGGGGUUCAACCUAAUGCCAUUACCUAUGGUUACUACAAUAAGGCUGUGUUAGAGAGUACCUGGCCUUCCAGCACCCGAGGUGGCUAUUUCCUGUGGAUGAAGUUAAGAAACGUUGUGCUCGGGGUGGCACAGUUCAGGAGAGCACUAAAGAAACAACACGUUACCCCUGUGCAAACCCCUCUCUCAGAUGGCAGUGACCUGGAUGCUGUCAGUCAUGGCAGCCUGGAUAGCUCUAACGACACUAACACCGCGGAGCAGGGCCCCUUCUCCACUGACUUAAUCAAAAUAGAUUCCACUGACGAUAGAUCUAGCACAGGAGGACAGUCUGACCUGGGGUAUAACUCGCUGUCGAAGGAGGAGGUCCGGCGGGGGGGCGCAGCCAGCCAGGACAACACCCCCGACAAGGAGGAUAAGAAGGAGAGCGACUCCAGCUCCUUGUCUGAGAGCGAGAGUCCCAAGGGCAGCGGGGACUGCCUCCCCCAGCUGGGCUACCCGGAGGCGAGCUGUACAUUCCAGCCCAGCGGUGGCAUCGUCCGUGCCAACUGUCCAUAUGACAGCUCAGCCACCGAGGCCAGCAACUCCAGCAGCGACCAUGUGGCAGGCCUGCUCUUCACCACCUCCCUGGAAGAGAUCGGGCUGGUUCAGAGUAGCAGUCUGCGCCGGAGGCACAAGAGUGCAGCUGAAGGAGGGGCGGGGGCACUGGACUGGGCCGGGGUCAGAGGUCGGAGACUGAGUGGGGACACAGCAGGGGGGGUGCUAGGAUUGGGGAUGAACAGAGGAGGGGUGCUGGAGACAGACCCGCAGAAGAUUGCAGAAAAGCUGGGGGCUGAUGCCAAGAUACUGGCCAGUACUUUCCAGACAAAACAGACGCCAAAUACUCUCAUCUCAGGAGAAGGUGUUUCAGGGACAGCACAAAGGCCUACUACUUUGGACAUCGGCUCAGGACACAGACCCACAGCAGGGGGCGCUCACAGGCACAGAGACAGCUUGGAGAGGGACUCCAGUGAUGACGACAAAACCGAAUCUCCAGCUAUCUUCGACCUGGAGGACUUGGAUGGGGAUGCAGGUGAGGGGGAGACUCGGGCAAGGGACAAACGAGUGAGACGCAUGGAGCGCAGCAGCAGCAGCAGCAGCUUCCUGGGCCAGGCGGUGAAGAGGACUGGCAUCAAGAAGGGCUUCGACCCGCUGUCACUCCUGGCAGCUGAGACAGAGCAGCUGCAGGGGGAGGAGCCGGAGGGGGGUGGCGGAGACAUGAGCACCCCCUCAGCCCGCCGUGACCUUGCUGAGGAGAUCGAAAUGUACAUGAACCACAUGAGCAGUCCCCUGAGCAGCCGGGCACCCAGUAUGGACUUGCAGGACCCCGUGAGCCCCCAGCCUGCCUCCCGUCGCUCCAGCCUGCCCCACAGUUCCCCUCGCCCCACGGGCCUGUCCCGUUCGCGUACCUACCAGUCCCAAGGAGAGAGCCGUCCCCGAGACCGCCUGUGGUCUUCACCAUCCUUCUCCCAGGGCAGCCCUCGCAGGGACCAGGAGAGAGAUCCCCUGGCACUGGCCUCCCCCUCCACCUCCUCCUUUGCCUUGGACAGCCUCCUCACCCCCACACUGGAUGUCUUCAAGAGUAGCGUCUUCUCCGCGGGGAAGGGUGUGGCAGAGAAAGCCAGCCGCUGGUACUCCCGGUUCGCCACCUACACAGUCCCCAGCAAGGCUCAAGAUGUGAACAGUGACAGGACCAGCGUCUCAUCUGUGGGGGCCAGAGACCCUGACGGCUCUUCCCUGCUGGACGAGGAGCCCGGUCUGGAGCCCGAGGGGGCUGUGUCCCCCCAGCACAAUGGCAUCACUGGCCCCAACAAGAGCCCUAACAAGGCCAGCCCAAGCAGCCCCCCCUCGCAUCACAGCACGACCCGACAACCCUGCCCCACGGGCUGUUUCCUGUCUUCAGCCUCCAGUUUCCCCUUGCCAGACAAAUCUGAGCUGGGCUCCUCACGUUACACCAGCAACACCAGCAUCUUCCAGAACUAUGCCAUGGAGGUGCUAAUCUCCAGUUGCUCGCGCUGCAAGACAUGUGACUGUCUGGUAUAUGACGAGGAGAUCAUGGCUGGCUGGAUGGCUGAUGACUCCAACCUUAAUACCACCUGCCCCUUCUGUGGAAACCCCUUCCUGCCUUUCCUCAACGUGGAGAUUCGGGACCUGCGGGGGCCUGGCCGGUACUUCCUGAAGAACAGUCCGUCAGUAGAGGAGGGUGUGUCGUCAUCAUACUCUGUCUCUACUGGGCUGGGGCCAGGGCAGUCUGCACUCCUCCCGCCUCUUCCAGCCAUGGCCCUCUCCCCUCCAUCUCCUAAAAUCAUUGUGCAGAAGUGCCCCAGCAGCAACAGGAGCACCUCUCUUGGCUACACUCCUGCCCACUGCAUUAAUAUCCCCACGGAGAGACGACAGAGCUCUGGGCCCUCAGGGGCCCCAGUGGUCCGCAGUGUCAGCACCUGUGAACCCCUAGAGGAGCACCCAGGCCCCCACAGAAACGGCCACUGUGUCUCCACAGGUAGCCUGCCCAGCAGACUCAACGACAGCACGGAUCCCCUGAGCCUGGACUGGCGUCUCCACAACCCUGAGCCCGUAACAGUUCCAUACCUAAGUCCGCUGGUGCUAUGGAAGGAACUGGAAAGCCUGAUGGAGAACGAGGGGGACCAGGUCAUCACUGUAUCUGACAUUGUGGACCACCAUCCCAUUGUGUUCUGGAACCUGGUUUGGUAUUUCCGCAGGCUGGAUCUGCCCAGCAACCUUCCUGGCCUCAUCCUUACUUCAGAACACUGCAAUCGGGGUACCCAGGUGCCGCGACACUGGAUGUCUGAAGACAGUAAGCAUGUGUUAAUCCAGAUCCUCUGGGACAAUCUGAAACUGCACCAGGACCCCAUCCAGCCCUUCUACAUCCUUUGGAACACACACAGCCUGAACUACCCGGUGAUGAGCUCAGUACGAGAGGAAGAGGAGCCUUUUGGAGAGGAGCUGCUGCAGAGUGUGGUGAAGAGCAUCCAGAUGAAUGACGUGUACCGGCCCAUGAGUCAGGUCCUAGAGAUCCUGGGACAGCAGCUGGGCAUGAACAGGCAGAGGAGCUUGUACAGGGAUAUCCUGUUCCUAUCGCUGGUCGCUCUGGGCAAAGACAACAUUGACAUUGAUGCGUUUGACAGAGAGUACAAGAUGGCAUACGACCGGCUCACCCCCCGCCAGGUCAAGCUGACACACAACUGUGACCGGCCCCCCAGUGCCGGGGUCAUGGAGUGCCGCAGGACCUUCGGGGAGCCUUACUUGUGACCCCACGCCUCCGCCCCUCUCCAGCCUGCUUCUGCUGCUGCUGUACAGACACAGCUGUGUCCACUGCCUACCCCCUGCCGUCUCCCUGCUGCAGUCUGCGCACCUGCCCCGCAGGCCAGGCCUGCCAGUCCGCAGGGCCCAGCAUGCAAACUGCCAAAGCUGUAAGAGAGCCGCCUUACCCGUCACUCCCUCUAGGCCUUUACAGCCUCCCCACCUGCCCCUUUUCCAGGAGGGGGACCUAUCUGUUUCUGCCCCCAGUGUUGCAGUGGUGACCAUCUGAAGGAAGGCCCAGUUAGCAACCCCGAUUUUCUCAUCUCCCCACACUGAUGUCUUCGAUUGAGGUCGACUCCUUAGCACUCUGACAAAGGCCUGGAGAGAUUAGGGUGCCAGUGUAAAGAAAUGGUGCUGUGCCCAGUGGCCAGACUCACACACUAGUCUAGGGGAGUGCCACCCCGUUGUACAUUCUGGCGAGGAAUAGAGUGACUGUUUAUUUCGCAAAUUGUUUGCACAAUGUGUACCAGGCUUCAUUAAUAUAAAACCUUUUAUCUGUGCUAGACACUAGACAAUAAAAAUGAUGUGGUAUUACGGGGUAAUUUUAAAGAUUAUACAGAAAUGAAACUGUAAAGGUUAUGUUGGAUACAAUGCAAAUGUACUGUAUAUAGAACAUUAGAUUUUUUUAUAAAAGAACAUUUGUAUUAUAUAGUCAUAUGAUAUAAAGAUUAAAUAUUGGCAAUAUUUUACCUAACUUUGGAACUGUUUAUACAAACCGUCUUUAUUUAUUACAGUUUGUCUUAAGUUUUUAUGCGGGCUUUUGUAGUGGUUGUCUGUUAUUACUAGUCCAGGUGACAGUUUGUUACCAUGGUUAUGUAAAUGUUGACUGUUAGUAAGACCCAGUGCGUCUGUUCAGUGUGCACCACAUUUAUGCCUCUUUUUCAAAUGUAAACUUUAUUUUUAAACUUAAGGUCUUUGUUUUUAGGUUUAGAUACAGAUCCAGGCUAAGAAUAUAGUCAUGUGAACCAUGGCUAUGAGAAUCACAGUCCCUGGAUAGGUGUGCUCAUUUUGGUUUGGUUAAAAUUUGGGCUGAACAGAUUUGCAAAACGACUCACCUAUGGUAAGUUGCUUUUGCAUUCUAACUUUAUUUGGUCCAGAUUUCACUGUCCACUACAGAGAAGUUAGCUAAUCCAGUUAGAAAAGGCACAUCUCCUGAAACCCAGUGCACCUGUAAUCUUUUCCAAUAGGAACAAGUAAUUUCUUUACAAACUGAGGGCAAACAGCCUAAAACAGACAAGAUAUUCCUGGUGGUGUCUCAGAGAGUGUAGUAGGGUCAUCUGUUACUCCGUUGGUUUAGAAUGUUUAAAAGGAUGUUGGUGGGCAUUAUGUCAUUUAGUGCUAUUUUCUUUGCCUGCAGACGUCAUGGGUAAAGGGACAAUGAAAGUAUUGUUGAGUAUUAUCAUCUUGUUAUCAUCAACAUGCUGCAUGAGGUCCAUUUUGAUUGGUUUCUGAAGUGAGAGUAAACACUGUUACUGGCUGUUCAGAGGAGCUGGGCCUCCAGACCCAGUUUUAGGUGGAAAGGGAGAGGUUUUCAUUAAUGUUGCUCAGGUUUCUUAAAAUGUUCUAUCCUGCAGAAGAGUCUGGAAGGUGAAGUCACCUUUUCCCUGUGUGUAAUGUGCAUACCUGUCCUGCUCUCUGGUCUUGCAUUUCAUCCCGGAUCACAAGGACUAGAACUGCAGACAGCACAUACAGCUGAGAUUGUUUUAUAAUGUUGUUGCAUGGCUAACAUCACUUAUCUAAUUAAUGUUAAGAAAGCAUUUAUCAUAUCAGUUUUAAAUUUAAAAACUGCUGCAAUUGUGUUGAGGUUUUCAAUUCAAGGGCCUUACUCUACAUCUUCAACAGCAAAUUUUCAAAAUGUUUGCACAAAAUUUUAAAAAUAUAUUGCAAUUGCUUUCUACAUCUAAGGAUGUUUUUCUUCUAGCUUUAUGUAAUUUAUGUCUUUAAUGUAAAAUGCCUUUGUAUUAUUACAUUGAUUAUACUGUACAUAACAUCCAUAAUAUUAGAAAACCAAAAAAUAAGUGUACAUCCAAAAAUGUUCAUAUGUUUUAACAGCACUUUUUAAACUGCUCAUAACAUGGAUUUUAAACUGCUUAAAGAAGAAAUGAAAAGCAGUGUUACUUUAAAUUUGUCCUAGUAUAGCAAUACCAUUAGCCUUUAGAUGUGUUCGCAAGUCUUCACUAAAUGUAAGAUCUUCAAAAUGUGAUUGAAAAGCAACUAAUUGUGAGUUUUAUGCUUCUGAUGGACAUGUGUACAUAAUGAAGCAAACACUCUGUACAGCUGCCAAAACCACUGGAGUAUACUCACGAAGACCAUACAGAAUACUGUAUAGACUAUUAAAUUAUAACUCAUAGAGUACCUGUAUGUUUCAUUACAAGUGUACUAAAUAGCAGCUACAGUUUACAGAAAUACUGUACUUCAUAUAUAGCUUUUUCAUAAGUUAUAGGAAUGUAGUGCAGCAUACUCCAGUGUUUUUGCACUUUUUUGUUUUAGCUUUUUGUGGGGUGAACACAGCACUUCACACAGUUACCUUGUGUUAGUCAGGUGAGCCUGAAGCUCAACAGCAAUGAAAAGUUACUUGGUUUGUGCCAACUGUACAUGGAACAAACCAGAUGUGGAUAGGAACACAAUCCAUGUGAAUAUUCAAAUUUGUACAGAGAACAUCUGUCUACUGCCUUGACUUCCAAUGCUUUUAAAAUCUUUUGGUGCUGUCUGGAAUCUUUUUCUGUGUGUUUGCUGGGCAGUCAGUUCCUUACUAGUUAGUCUAAGUUAGGACUUGCACUUGGCUCACAGUUUAGAUGCUUUAUAAAGCUGAGGAGUUAUCCAUACAUCUUUGAAGACAUUAUAUUAAACUAUUUAAAAAUAAAAGUGUAAAUUGAAGUGUUAUUAAUAGAAAAUGUAUAAAUAAGUGGUACUCUUAAUGCUUUACAUAUGUUUUCUGUUAAAAUAAAUUUAUUUAUAUAUAAGUGUUUAGAUUUUUUAAAAUGUAAUGUUUGUGAAGUCAUGCAGAAAUGAAGCUUUUCUUAGCAGUACAAUCAGUAGCCUGGAUGAAGCAAGAUGUGCAGUGGGAAUCCUUCAUGGUGUGACUGACCCUGGUUCACAGACAUCUCAUUCAGAAAUGAAUCAAUGUGAUCUCUGUAUGAGCAGAUACCAGGCACCACACCUCACAGUCUUUAAGGCUGCCUUGUAGACAGAAGACAUUGGUCCCCAAAGGUGUUUUGUGGUUGAUAAAUUUAUAUGUACUAUUUACAGCUAUAUUACUCCAGUUUAAGGGCAUUUAAAUUACAGGCUUAUAAUACGUCCAGAAAUGUAUUUUACAUCAUUAAAAAAAAAUUCUGAUUAUUGGAGGGUUAAUCCGUCUACAUUAUGCAGAUGGGGCUUUAUGAUGUUACACUACACUACCUUGAGUGAUAAAUGACUGUUGAUUGGAGGAGGAAUUACAGAAAUUAUGUAUUUAAUUGGAUGUUAGUUAACACAAUUGUAUACAUAGACAGUAUUUACCUUCAUUUUAGAUUUUAAUGAGGAACUGCAGUAAAGAAAAGAAAAUUACAUUGCUGCAAAAUUUAGGUGAACACAGUUAUGGUUUUGUUCUCCUGUAAGUGUUUCAGCAUGGAAUUCUAAGCACAUUUUCUGAGCUGGUGUCUAGUGCUGUGGCUGCAGGAGGAAGUCCUUUUAAAAGGAGUCCAAUGAAAUACAGCUACAUCCCUGACAGACCGCUGGUGAAGCAGUUCCUCUGUCCCUCACAUCAGCAGUAAUCAUGGGGCAAGCUCUGAAGAGUGCUAUGCAAGUGUGUUCAUGCUGCUACUUAUCAAUGUAAAGUGAUUAUUAAUUUUUCACAAAGCAGUUUUAACAGUUCACCCCAACUGGCAACAUGCAGUACAUGCAGAGGAAAUGUAACUGAAUGCCUAGACCAUCACAUUAUCUGUUAUAUAGAAGGGGCACUUUAAAAAAUAAAGAAAAUACUGAGACAUCUCCUCAUACCUCUGGACUAUUUAGUGCAUAUAGGACAUUGUAAAAUUUAUCAGCUCUUUGCUAUUUUUUUGUAAUUUCUGAAUUCUUCAUAGUGUUUGAAAUGUUUACAGAACUGUACAGAAAGCCAGUCUGGGUCUUGGGAAUGGGCAACAAAUUCUGUGUUUGAAUCUGCAUGGUACUUUGUAAUUCUGUAAAUAAAUUCACUCAUACUGUAAAUCCA